UGUACACUGAAAUUGUUUAAGCCAUCGUUUUCUGCCUUUACAGCUUGAGGCCUUUUAAAAUGAGCCAAUCAGUAUGGAUCACUGACACCUGUGCAUAAGACUCAAGGAUAAUAAUUUUCAGUCAGUUAACUUGCUGAAUUUCUUCGAUGUCAUUGAUGAUGUUUAACGAAGAAAAAUAUGAGGAUAAGGAGCUGCAGGCCGAGCAUGUUGCAGCUCCUGCAUGUUGCUGUGUUGUGGUUCUGCCUUCUCCUCCCCUCGCUGCUCUGUGACAACCUGCUUUGCUACUACAGCCCCAUCCUGGAGAAGGAGAAGACAUUCGAGCUCAUUGUGACCGAGUGCCCUCCUGACGAGCUGUGCUUCAAGGCAGAUGGUCGCUACGGAAACCACAGCGCCCUGUCGGCUAGUGGCUGCAUGGCGGAGAGGGACUGCAGCCAGGUGCAUAGCAUCCGCCUCAAAGGAACCAUGUAUGCCAUGAGCUACAGCUGUUGUGAUUGGUCGUACUGUAACUCCUGCCCAGGAGUUGCAGCCAGAUCUCUCUACAUCAGUGUAUCACUUCUAACUGUAGCUGUGAUGACUAGCUGCUUGUGACUGAAGACACCUAAUGUGCUUUGUUAUGCAUCUUUAGCGGUUUAUGUCAAAGGGAAGAUACUUUUAUGGUUCAAUACCAAGCAAGUAGAGAAUGGAGUAAUGCAGAGAGCCUGCUGAAGUAUGAAAUAUGAGGUGAAUGCCCAGUCUGAACACACUGAGGUGUGCACCAAGACAUCAUGUUUUCCAAAUACUAUUUUUUUUUUGCAAUGUCAUAUUAACAAAGCCUAUUUUUAUUGUGUUUUAUUGUCAUUAUAUAAAUAUUUGAAUAAAAACUAAUAUUCUUUGCCCUUUUAAA
This is a messenger RNA of Scatophagus argus, 883 nucleotides long. RefSeq names its product bouncer (gene bncr). The transcript is spliced from 2 exons. NCBI's taxonomy places the organism in Eukaryota, Metazoa, Chordata, Actinopteri, Scatophagidae. The record is from RefSeq and is a predicted model, not a curated record. Bases 178 to 588 code for a protein of 136 amino acids.